Molecule: messenger RNA, 2382 nt
Organism: Eucalyptus grandis
Lineage: Eukaryota; Viridiplantae; Streptophyta; Magnoliopsida; Myrtales; Myrtaceae
Product: receptor-like protein EIX2
Exons: 4
Coding region: 1-2382 (793 amino acids)
Molecular function (GO): protein binding
Source: RefSeq, a predicted model, not a curated record
AUGAAGCAAUUGAGGUACCUUAAUUUAUCCAACUCUUUUGGUUUUGCAACUUUUGCUAGCGAAUGGGGAAAUCUUACUCAGUUGGAAGUCCUCGAUCUCAAUAGUUAUUAUUACAUGGGUGAUGUUGAUGACAUUCAGUGGGUUUCCCAUCUUCAAGCAUUAAAGUACCUUGACAUGAGCGGCCUGAAUAUUACUAAAUAUGGAGACCCCAUGCGGGUGAUCAGGAAUAUUCCAGAGGCAUUAGGAGGAUUGCAAGGCUUACAGUCUUUAGAUCUUAGUAACAAUCUUCUAAAUGGCAGCAUUCCACAUAGUCUCGGGCAACUUCAAAAUCUUGAUAGCUUAGAUCUUUCAAGAAAUUCCUUGAGAGGAAUAGUUUCCGAAAUCCACUUUGCCAACCUCUCGAAGCUAGAGCACUUAGAUAUCAGCAACAACUAUUUAGCUUUCGAGGUGGAUUCCAAUUGGAUACCACCUUUCAAUUUGUCUUACAUUGGGAUGAUGUCUUGCGAUUUCAAAAAGGAAUUUCCGCAAUGGAUAAAAACGCAAGUCAAUGUAGAAGAGAUAGUGUUGUCCAACUCAUCCAUCAUAGGAGCUCUCCCUGAUUGGCUAGGUCUCAUGUCAAUCAACUACUUGCAUCUCUCUUACAACCAAAUAAAUGGAUUUCUACCAAAAUUUCCUUCUUAUCUGCAAAUGUUAGAUCUCUCUCACAACUUAAUCGCAGAACCUAUUCCGCAAGAUAUUGGCCUAGCGGUGCCUCAUAUGACUUCCUUGAAAUUGAACGAUAACCUCUUAAGCGGUCCAAUACCAACCUCAUUAUGCAAGAUGGAACUUUUGUACGAGUUGCACCUUGCAAGGAAUGAAUUAGUUGGCAAAAUCCCUGAUUGUUGGAAGGUGCAUCCUAUGAGUUUCCUUGAUCUAUCGUCCAACAAGUUGUCUGGAGUCAUACCGAGUUCUUUGGGAAAUCUAACUAGGCUUGGGUCAAUAUACUUGAGCAACAACAGUCUCCAAGGAGAAAUUCCUGUGACUAUGAACUAUUGCAGGAACUUGCUAGUUUUGGAUCUUGGUGAGAAUAAAAUCUCUGGAAGUGUUCCACACUGGUUUGGACCAAGCUUUCAAUUUCUACAGAUUCUAAGAUUGCGAGAAAACAUGUUCAAUGGCAGUAUUCCUUCACAACUAUGUUCACUCCCUGCAUUGCGAAUGUUGGACUUAGCAGUGAAUAAUCUAACGAGAACGAUUCCAAAUUGUCUUGGCUAUAUGAUAGGUAUGAAACUGCCCAAAAACGUAGAUCAAGGCAAUGCACUUUCCCCUACUUAUGAGGCUGAACCUUCCGUGAAUGACUCGAUGCCUGCUGGCCUUGGUCGAAAUUUUUGGAAGAGACUGCAUGUGGAGCAGGUCAUGAAGGGGAUAGACCUUGACUACACAACACUCGCUCUACGACUUAUGGUCAAUUUGGAUCUCUCAAGCAACAAAUUGAUUGGGCGAAUCCCUGAAGAGCUUACCUUGCUCUCCAAAUUACGAGGCUUGAACUUAUCCCACAACUUUCUUUUUGGGGGCAUCCCAACUAUGAUUGGGCAAAUGAAAUGGCUCGAGUCACUUGAUCUUUCGAAUAAUCACCUUUCAGGAACAAUCCCACAAAGCUUUUCUGCGUUUAAAUCACUAAGCAAACUAAACUUGUCUCACAACAACUUCACAGGGCCAAUUCCCAAAGGAAAUCAAAUCCAGACCCUUGAUGAUCCUUCCAUUUAUGCCGACAAUCCUCUACUUUGUGGUGAUCCUCUACAAAGAAAUGCCCGGUCUUUGAGGCCCCUCGAGUGUCAAAAGAAGAUCCCGAAGAAGAAGGCUGUUGCAACUACCGCUGCCACCGCUGCCAUUGUAGCCGCACCUGCCGUUGCUCCAGCCGCCGUGAAUGUUGAAGGUCCACUGGAGAUAGUGGUCACUGCAAGACUAAUCCAUAAGCUGGUGGAGCAUUUCCUAAGGUUAAAUCCGCCGUUGUUCCUCGGGUCUGGAGAUCCCGGAGCUAUUUCUUCAUGGGUUCAGAAGCUUGAGAAGGCGUUUGCACUGCUGAUGUGCAACAUGCUAAGAAGAGAAGUGAAGAUGGCAGAAUUUCAACAUCUUCGCCAGGGUUCCCUAUCUGUUGAUGAGUAUGAGGCGAAGUUCGCUGAACUUUUGCUAUAUGCCUCCGAGUUAAUUAAGAAUCCUGUGAACCGAGCAAGGAGGUUUAGAGAUGGAUUUAGACAAGAUUUGAGAAGCGCCCUAGUCCUUUUAGAUCUGAAGACUUAUAACGACAUAUAUCGAAGAGCUCAGAAGAUCGAGAAAGAUCAUAAUGAUAAAGAUGCCUCAUAUGGAUCGAGGUUUAACGCUCAUAGAGACAACAUCUGCCAAUAA